Messenger RNA from Dermatophagoides farinae (American house dust mite), 2807 nucleotides. It is a transcript of the gene fand, whose product is annotated as Pre-mRNA-splicing factor SYF1 fand. NCBI's taxonomy places the organism in Eukaryota, Metazoa, Arthropoda, Arachnida, Sarcoptiformes, Pyroglyphidae. Gene Ontology annotation, molecular function: protein binding. Gene Ontology annotation, biological process: mRNA splicing, via spliceosome; generation of catalytic spliceosome for first transesterification step. The record is from RefSeq and is a predicted model, not a curated record. Gene Ontology annotation, cellular component: Prp19 complex; post-mRNA release spliceosomal complex; U2-type catalytic step 2 spliceosome.
CAACACACGCACAAUAUUCUUUGAAACGAAUUUGUUGCUUGAAUUUUUUGCCGGCUAAAAAUCUUUGAUUCAUCAAAUUUAAAUUUUCAUCUCAAAAAAAUCAUAAUGGAUAAUGAUACGGAGAAAAAUUCAUCUAUUGUUAUCAGCGAAGAAGAUCUGGCUCACGAAGAAGAUAUUCUCCGAAAUUCUUAUUCAAUCAAACAUUGGUUGCGUUAUAUUGAUCAUAAGAAAGAAUCAUCAAACAAUGUUGUCAAUUUAUUAUAUGAAAGAGCUUUGAAAUUAAUGCCUGGUAGUUAUAAACUAUGGUAUAGUUAUCUUAAGCUUCGCGUUAAACAGACAAGUUCGUUAUCAAUAUUUGAUCCACUCGUAAAGGAUUCGAAUAAUUGUUUUGAACGUUCAUUGGUUUUUAUGCAUAAAAUGCCACGAAUAUGGAUCGAAUAUCUACAAUUUUUAAUUUCACAAUGUGAUUUGACCAAAACACGGCGAACAUUUGAUCGUGCAUUACAAGCGUUACCAAUCACUCAACAUAAUCGUAUAUGGCCAUUAUAUUUAAAAUUCGUUAAAUCACAUAAUCUUCCCGAAACCUCGAUUCGUGUUUAUCGUCGUUAUCUAAUGUUAUCGCCAGAAGAAGCUGAAGAUUUUAUCGAUUAUCUGAUCUCGAUAGAACGAUGGGAUGAAGCUGCAUUGAAAUUGACAGAAAUUGUAAAUGAUGAACAUUUCGUUUCUAAACAAGGUCGAUCUAAACAUCAACUAUGGACAGAAUUAGCCGAAAUUCUAUGCCGUCAUCCGGGUGAAAUUCAUUCACUCAAUGUUGAUGUAAUUAUUCGUGAAGGCAUAAAACGAUAUGUUGAUCAACAAGGAAAACUAUGGAUUAGUUUAGCCGAAUAUUAUACUCGUAGCGGUUUAUUUGAUAAAGCACGUGAUAUAUUCGAAGAAGCAUUGGCCAACAUUAAAACUGUUCGUGAUUUUUCACAAAUUUUCGAUGCUUACACACAAAGUGAAGAGAAAUUGAUUCAGAUCCGUAUGAAUCAAGAGAAUCUAAGUGAAGAUGAUGAAAUUGAAUUGGAUUUACGAAUGAUACGAUAUGAAGAUAUCAUCGAACGACGACCAUUAUUAUUGAACAAUGUUGCAUUGCGACAAAAUCCACAUAAUGUUGAAGAAUGGUUGAAAAGAGUUAAACUGUUGGAAAAUAAACCAGCCGAGAUUGUUGAAGUUUAUAGUGAUGCUGUACAAACUGUACAGGCAAAACAAGCAAUCGGCAAGUAUUAUUUAUUGUGGGUAAAAUUUGCCCAAUUCUAUGAAUCUAAUGGCCAGCUUGAAGAUGCAAGAUUAAUUUUCGAAAAAGCCGUCACAGUUGAAUACGUAAAAGUUGAAGAUCUGGCCAAUGUUUGGUGUGAAUGGGUAGAAAUGGAAGUGCGUAAUAACAAUUUCGAAACGGCAUUAAAAUUAAUGCAAAGAGCCGUUUCUAUUCCAACUAGAAAAACAUCAUAUUAUGAUCAAUCCGAAUCGGUACAGAACCGUUUAUAUAAAUCAUUGAAAAUAUGGUCAAUGUAUGCCGACUUGGAGGAAAGUUUUGGAACAUUUGAAUCAACAAAAGCAGUGUAUGAUAAAAUAAUUGAAUUGAAAAUCGUCACACCGCAAAUAAUCAUAAAUUAUGGCCUUUUCCUCGAGGAAAACGGAUACUUUGAAGAAUCAUUCAAAGCAUAUGAGAAAGGUAUCGCAUUGUUUCGAUGGCCAAAUGUUUUCGACAUUUGGAAUACAUAUCUAACGAAAUUUCUACGACGAUAUAAAGGUUCCAAAUUGGAACGUAUACGAGAUCUAUUUGAACAAUGUCUAGAAUAUUGUCCGGCAACAUAUUGUAAGCAUUUCUUUUUCCUUUAUGCUAAAUGUGAAGAAGAAUAUGGUUUGGCUAGAAAUGCAACCACUAUUUAUGAUCGAGCAACGAAAAAAGUACCAUCAUCCGAACGAAUGGAAGUAUUCAAUAUUUUUAUUCGUAAAGCAGCCGAAAUGUUUGGCGUUACACAUACGAGAUCAAUCUAUGAGAAAGCAAUCGAAAUGUUGCCAGAUGCUGAAGCACGUGAAAUGUGUUUGAAAUUUGCCGAUCUCGAACGAAAAUUGGGUGAAAUUGACCGUGCACGUGCCAUAUAUGCACAUUGUAGCCAGAUAUGUGAUCCACGUACGGCCACUACAUUCUGGAAUGCGUGGAAAGAUUUUGAGAUAAAACAUGGAAAUGAAGAUACGGUACGAGAAAUGCUUCGAAUAAAACGUUCAGUGAUGGCCACAUUCAAUACACAAGUUAAUUUCAUGUCCGCACAAAUGAUGGCUUCAGCUUUCCAUCAACAGGAUAAAGAACAGAAUAACAAAAUGAAUGAUUUGGAAAACAUCGCUGCAGAAGCUAAUCAACAGACAAAACAAGAGAUUAAAAAUGCCGUACAAUUUGUCAAAUCAGAUUCAGCAACGAAUAAUGGUAAUAAAAUGAAUGAAACCAUCAUCAUUACCGAUACAGCCAAUCCAGAUGAAAUAAAUCUGGAUGACGAUGAAGAUUUGGAUGCGGAACAAAGCGAUGGUGAUGAAGACGAAAAUGGACAAUCAUCUAAAACUAAAUUGACUGAAAUUGAACAAAAAAUGGUUCCAAAAGAAGUUUUUGGAGGUUUACGAAACGACGACGAUGAUGAUUGAUUAUGAUUAUCACUUUUGUUUGAAAAUUUCACCCAACUCAUUGUAUAGUAGCAUAAAUUUUUGCCGUUCUUCAUCAUUGGCGAAAUGGAUAUUUUUCAUUUUUUCAAUAAACAAACGAAAUUCUUUAA